Protobothrops mucrosquamatus (brown spotted pit viper) is the source of this 798-nucleotide messenger RNA. It is a transcript of the gene DOLPP1, whose product is annotated as dolichyldiphosphatase 1. Gene Ontology annotation, molecular function: dolichyldiphosphatase activity. The annotation marks the transcript as partial. Gene Ontology annotation, biological process: protein N-linked glycosylation; lipid biosynthetic process. NCBI's taxonomy places the organism in Eukaryota, Metazoa, Chordata, Lepidosauria, Squamata, Viperidae. The record is from RefSeq and is a predicted model, not a curated record. Gene Ontology annotation, cellular component: intracellular membrane-bounded organelle; endoplasmic reticulum membrane. The transcript has 7 exons.
GUGACUUCACUGGCCGUCUUCUCGCCUACCUUAGCCUGAGUCCCAUCUUCAUCAUCGUAGGCUUCAUCACCCUCAUUGUUUUCAAGAGAGAACUACACACGAUCUCUUUCUUGGGAGGGCUGUGUUUCAACGAAGGCAUAAAUUGGUUAAUCAAGAACAUUGUCCAGGAACAGAGGCCUUGCCCAGAAGUCCACCCGUCGGUCUACUCGAAGUACGCCAUGCCUUCCAGCCAUUCUCAGUUUAUAUGGUUCUUCUCCGUCUAUUCGUUCCUCUUCCUUUAUUUAAGGAUGCACCAAACCAACAAUGCCAGGUUCCUGGACUUGCUGUGGAGACACCUGUUGUCCGUCUGCCUUUUAACCUUGGCCUGCCUAGUCUCGUGCAGCAGGGUUUACUUAAUGUACCACACCUGGAGUCAAGUUGUCUACGGAGGUUUUGUAGGAAGCUUCAUGGCUGCCCUUUGGUUUCUCUUCACGCAGGAAAUCCUAACGCCCUUGUUCCCGAGGAUAGCUGCAUGGCCGUUAUCCGAGUUUUUCUUAAUCCGAGACACCAGCCUCAUCCCCAACAUCUUAUGGUUCGAAUACACAGUCAGCAGAGCAGAAGCCAGGAACCGACAGCGUAAGCUGGGCACAAAGCUACAAUGAGCGCCGAAGUCUCCGGCAUUUGACUACGCAGUUCUGUAUCCCGGCAGGCUGGAACGGAGACACCUGCGCAGAUCUUUGGGGAUGUAGCCAGGCGCCUUUUUACGGGACGGAUCGAUGCCAUCGGGCAGGGACCACCACCGAAGACCCCAGAGGCCUU